Messenger RNA from Brassica oleracea var. oleracea, 622 nucleotides. RefSeq names its product 60S ribosomal protein L27a-2-like. Gene Ontology annotation, molecular function: structural constituent of ribosome. The record is from RefSeq and is a predicted model, not a curated record. Gene Ontology annotation, biological process: translation. Gene Ontology annotation, cellular component: ribosome; cytosolic large ribosomal subunit. The transcript is spliced from 2 exons. Lineage: Eukaryota; Viridiplantae; Streptophyta; Magnoliopsida; Brassicales; Brassicaceae. Bases 46 to 486 code for a protein of 146 amino acids.
AAACUCCAAACUUCUCAGGAAAAACCUAGCAGUAGAUCUGACGAAAUGGCGACGGCGUUGAAGAAGAACAGGAAGAAGAGGGGUCACGUCAGCGCCGGUCACGGACGUAUCGGGAAGCACCGCAAGCAUCCAGGAGGUCGCGGUAACGCGGGAGGUAUGCAUCACCACCGUAUCCUCUUCGACAAGUACCAUCCAGGUUACUUCGGAAAGGUUGGUAUGAGGUACUUCCACAAGCUCCGCAACAAGUUCUACUGCCCCAUCGUCAACCUCGACAAGCUCUGGUCUCUCGUCCCCGAUGAUGUGAAGGCGAAGUCCACCAAAGACAAGGUGCCGAUGAUCGAUGUGACGCAGCACGGGUUCUUUAAGGUUCUUGGAAAAGGUCAUUUGCCUGAGGGCAAGCCUUUCGUUGUGAAGGCUAAGCUUAUCUCCAAGACUGCUGAGAAGAAGAUCAAGGAGGCUGGUGGCGCCGUCGUGCUCACUGCUUAAGUUAGGUCGAGUUUCUUUUUUUUUUUUUUUUUUUUUUUAAUUUCUGUCUUUUGGAAUCGUUUUUGUUGGACUCAAAGUUUGUUGCUUUUUGGAAUGAGAGAUCUUUUAAUUAAUAUUAAUGGAUUUUAUAAUAGUC